AUGAAUGGCGAAGUUUCGCCUGCUUCGAGUUUUUCCUCACUCGGCGGAGGACCCUCAAUGAUUGGAAUGAUACGAGCCAGAAAACUCGCUGUUAAAUUUAAAAAGAGAGCGCAGUUUUUGGUAGCCGAUAAAAUUCGCAGAGACAACACUGGAAAGACGGCAGUGACACACUGGGAUUUUCCACGAAAUUUUCGCCAUGACGAUCAACCCUCUCGACUGCAAGUUCCCGGCGGAAAAUCCCCUCCGAUUUCACGUUCUCCCAGCAUCUCCUCUCGUUACGGUUAUACUACUUCAAGUCAAGCACCUCGAAAUACGUACCGUAUGGAACCGAUAAAACGCUUUUCAGAGCCAAAAGUCAAGGAAAUAAUCGAAGAGGUUUUAGUACAAAACCUAAACGGUCGUACAUACGAAGCGGUCUUCUGCAAAGAGAUGAGUAAAAAACUCUCCGAAGUCAUCAAACAGCGCGUCAAGUUCUUGGGAUUUUCCCGCUACAAAUUUAUCUGUAUUGUCUACAUUGGACAAGUUAAUAAUCAAGGAAUGCGAAUUGGAAGUCGAUGUCUUUGGGAUCAGAAGUUUGACAAUGUCGCCGAAGGGUAUUUCAGAAAUGGCGAUUUGUUUGCAGUCGGAACUGUUUUUGGUUUGUAUUGCGAAUAA
This is a messenger RNA of Porites evermanni, 654 nucleotides long. The record is from the annotation of a GenBank genome assembly. NCBI's taxonomy places the organism in Eukaryota, Metazoa, Cnidaria, Anthozoa, Scleractinia, Poritidae.